Messenger RNA from Sclerotinia trifoliorum, 1334 nucleotides. The record is from the annotation of a GenBank genome assembly. NCBI's taxonomy places the organism in Eukaryota, Fungi, Ascomycota, Leotiomycetes, Helotiales, Sclerotiniaceae.
CAGUGCGAGCAUUUACAGAAUCGGAUAAAGAAGUCGCGGAGUAAACAAAAGCUUACUCAAAAUUACUUUCUCUCCAAAUUGUAUAAAAAAUGUUUCGACUUGGUGUUCGACGCUUUACGACUACAGCUGUAAGAGCUGCAGAAAAUGUCGCUCAGAUGGAAGCCCCAAAUCAGUACGGCAUUGGAGUUUCCAAAGCUCAGGGCGUGGUUAAAGGUUUAACUGGAGGUUCGUUUGAGACUCAGUUCCCUAUGCGCAUCAGGAAUCAGCUAAAAAGUCAUAGCAAUUGGAAACACCCCAUUGAUUCGAUUAAAUCACAUUUCCGACGCAACUGGCUGUGAAGUAUUAGGAAAGGCAGAGUUCAUGAAUCCUGGAGGAUCAAUCAAGGACCGAGCAGCUCUAUACGUCGUAAAGGACGCCGAAGAGAGAGGAUUACUGAAGCCUGGAGGAACUGUUGUCGAAGGAACGGCCGGGAAUACAGGAAUUGGACUUGCACAUGUUUGUAGGUCUAAAGGCUAUAAGCUCGUCAUUUACAUGCCAAAUACACAAUCUCAAGGAAAGAUAGACCUACUGAGGUUAUUGGGUGCCGAAGUGUAUCCAGUGCCAGCGGUGGCUUUCGACAAUCCACAAAACUACAACCAUCAAGCAAAACGACACGCGGAUAGACUGGAGAAUGCGGUUUGGACAAAUCAAUUCGAUAACAUCGCGAAUCGACGCGCCCACAUUGAGACUACUGGCCCAGAAAUAUGGAAUCAGACUAAUGGGAAAGUGGAUGCCUUCACCUGUGCCACAGGAACAGCAGGUACCUUGGCUGGAAUCACACGUUACUUGAAGACAAAGUCCGAUGGAAGAGUUAAAUGUUAUCUCGCGGAUCCUCCUGGAAGUGUUUUACAUUCAUACAUUCAAUCAGGUGGAAAGCUGGUGGAUAGAACCGGCUCCAGUAUCACUGAGGGAAUCGGACAAGGCAGAGUUACAGACAACUUGAAACCAGACAUUGAUUUAUUAGACGGCUCAAUGCACAUCAGUGAUGAGAAGAGUAUCGAGAUGGUCUACCGAUGUUUAGAUGAGGAAGGAUUGUACCUCGGAGCUAGUUCAUGUUUGAAUGUUGCUGCUGCAAAGGAGCUAGCUGAAAAGCUCGGAAAGGGGCACACUGUGGUGACAGUACUAUGCGAUGGCGCAUACAGGUAUGCCGACCGAUUGUUCUCCAAGAAGUGGUUAUCGGAGAAGAAACUCCUUGGAGCAAUUCCGAAACAUUUAGAGAAGUAUAUUGUGCUUCCUUAAUUUAUUGUACAGGUAAAUACAAAUACAAAAGUUAUCCAUUCGAUCAGUAAGGGAAA